AUGGAUGUGGAAAAGGGUCGUCGUGGGUCCAAGGGUUUGAGCACUCUGGAAAAGUGUCUGAUUUUUCUCUUUCUGGCCAUGACAGGCACCUGCAUCGGCCUGGUGGUUGUCUACUUUGUUGACAAAGAUGACUCCACCACAAACGUCGAGGGUGAGUGCAGAAAUUGUGUUCAUGUGCUUAAAAUACCAACAUGUUCCUGAAGUAAAUUACUUUGUUGAAUUUUUUUAAUAAAUUAUCUUUAUACGCUUACUUUUUGAGGGUAGGGUUCAUAUUCAGAUACCAUUAAAAAUCAUCUUAAAUGGCCAGACAUGACAUGUAUACUGUAAAAGGCAACGACAUUUUAGUAUUAUAUGGCUCCAUAUUUUCAGAAAGCACUGAAGUGUUUUUUUAUCCCACAAGUUCAGAGGCAUCUCCUUGUAUUAAGACAGAGUACAGCAGCUGUGAGGGACUGAAACAAGCAGCUACAGUGAAAAAUAUUGCUGGAAAUAUUGAGUGAGAGUUUCCUGAGGCAACCGCUUCAGUGUCUGAGCGAUAUUGCAAAGCAAAAUUUGUCUACCCAGAAUUGCAGUCAUCUUUGAUUGAUGAAAAAUACCGCUAUAUUGUUCCACUCAUACUCACUGCACAAAACAUGAACUAGAUGACAAAUGAUCUAAUGAAUCAAAGUCCAAUGUUGCACUUAGGAGGACAGGCCAAUACACAGAACCAAAAAGAAGGAAAGAUUGUCUAAAGUGUGCUUUUGCAAAAUCAGCUCUGACAUUAACAUUUUAAUUUUUAUACUGUCCAAUAUGUCUGCAUAAAAUUUGAGUUCUUCCAAAUGUCAUUUAUAUUUUACAAAAUGUUGAUCAAAGCUGUAAGGCUGCUGUUGUCAGACAUGCUGGUGGUGGUCAACAACUUUGGAUAUUUGGAUAGAUAUUCACGGCCCCUGAGGAUGAUCACUAAAGACUCCUCUGGAUUACUGCCAGUUACUGAUGAUAAUUAAGAAUUAAAUUAUUACAUUUUGGGAAUAAAGCUGUAAAAAGCUACAUGCAGGGGUGUCAGCAUGAGGGACAGAGGUGUCUGAGUCCUGAGUCUGCAGGGCCCUGAUUGUAGAGAAACCCCAAAGGGAUAAAUCUCUCAAUCUCUGAUUUCUUUCUAUAUAAAUGUACUAUUUUAAAAACUACAUAUUGCGUACAAAUAAUGGAAAAAUGAAAACUGUAUCAUUACUUCAACAUACAGCUGCCGCCUAUACAGUAAUUUACAUGAUAAUAAUGUGUCAUCCUGAGUUGUGUUUACAAUACGAGGAGGACAACAGAUGAAAGCUAUUAUGCUAAUUCCUUCAUAUUUAUAUUGAUGUGUACUACAGAAAUGCUGAUUGAUGUGCACUGUCCUUAUAAUAAUCGUCAAAUAAAUAAAUCUGUAUUACUCUUUCCCUUCCAUUAUUCCUCCUCUAUAUCUGUUUUCUUUAGCAUUCAAUAACCCAUGAUUUUAUUCAUGUUUAAAGCAGGAAAUCACACUUCAGAAGAGAGAGAGAGAGAGGGAGAGAGAGGGAGAGAUAGAGAGAGAGAGGGGAGGGGGUGAAAAAUUCAUGCUGCCUUGUUUUCUUUAGAAACUGAAGAGGGUGAUUUGUUUGUGAGUGCAUCAGAGGAGUAAAGUGGUUAAACCUUUAUCAGUCUGAGCGAAUUGCUUUUAGCAUCAAACGUAAUCAGAGUCUGCACCUGUCUUUAGGAUAAGUACCUGAUAGCAGUGAUGAGCUUUACUCCAAUGUUAUUUAUUCUCACAUUAUUCCAGUUUUUGUGUCCUCGUUAAUGUAACAAAUGGAAAAAGCAGUCUGUCUUUAUGGAAAAGCACAUUAAAAGGAUCAUUGCCCCCCAAAAUGAGUGGGUGACAUAACAGAGAAACAUCACAAUUAUGUUGAUAGGUAUGUGUUGCGUAAUGAUAAACGACGUCCAGUUAUCUUAUUGGUAGAUACAGCUGCACUCUGAGCUGAGAAACACAAGCUGCUGCUGCCACAAGAGAGGAUAGCCUGUCGCUACUGUGGAUGAUGACAUACUGUAUAAUCAAUGCUGUUGCCAGGGAUUCAUCAUUGAUUUUAAUUUUCACUGCAGACACCAUAUGCUGAAUUUUAGUGCUCUGGAUUUAACAGUGCUAAUACUCCAACUUAACCGGCAUUAUAGAAUUUCUGUACUUACAUUUGCAGUCCCCCAAGGAUAAAUCCUACUAUUGUUAAACACUUAAUGACAGAGAUAGCAGGUCAGGUGUUCUGGGAAAAUAUCUCCCUCUAUGAGGCUGUUACCUGUUGCCUCUCACCUAGAUGCCCUUAUUAUACCUGUGUACUUAUAUGAUGUCAUCAAGGUAGGUUAGGAUUUUUACAUCCUUCGCAUAAAGAUUGGUAAUGCCUUCGUCAUCUGCUCUAAACUCACAUUUAUGAUGCUUAUUAGCAACGCCUAGAAAGUCGGCAUGUCAAACUGUGAGGAAAUAUACAGCUGAGUGUGAAGGACACCUCACCACAACACAAAACUUGAUAUUUUAGCACUUUUGCUCAACAGGGUCAGAAAUACCAGUAUUCUGAAUCAUUUGUGCAUGAAACUGGGUCUGUUAUAAAGACAGGCAGCUCAUGCUUGGCUCUCUAACUACAGUUAGAUCUCAGCUGGAGUUUAAAUGAACAAAACGAUCCAUUUCCCAAAUUUUAAUGCAGAUCGCUGGCUGCUCUUUCAGUAUUAUCCUAUAUAUGCUAUCUUGUUUGCCUACAUAUACAUUUUUUGUAUUCUUUUAUCCAAAUUAAAUUUGAAUAAUAGAAACAAUGCAGUAAAAUGAAAGUCUAAAUUAUGGUACAAGCAAGCUAUUUUAAAUUCCCUAUAUACAAUGUGGCCUUCAGCUCAGCAAAUUUAGGAGAUGACACUGGUGGCGGUGUUUGUUCCUUUUUUUCUUCAUGUGCAGCUCUAUUAACCAUAACUUUAAGUGGCUGUGAAGAAUGUGUGUCCUUUAUAUAAAACAAAUUUGGUUUCUGAAGUAGUCAAGCUCCACUAAUCUAAAAAAACAGCUGUUUUGGUCUUGGCUCUUUAAGUUUGCAUUGCAGGUACACUUCGCCAAAAUGGUGAGGAAUACUUGUUUCCUGAAACAUUUUGUGUGACGUCAUAUGAAUGUGGUUACAGAGUUUGGGGGUUAUGGGCUUUUAGCAGUGAUUGACUAGAGAUUAAUGUUAUUAUCGUGUAGUUUAUUCAAUUGCUAACAAGUAUACGCACGAUCACAAAUUUCUAAAUGUUUUUCUUUGACAAUCCUAGGGCCGGAUUCUGGCUGUGGUAGUCCUCAGGAGCUGUCCGGAGAGUCCGGCACGUUCACCAGUGCUCACUAUCCCAGCCACUAUGACAAUGGCAGGAGCUGCAGCUGGCACAUCACUGUGGAUCCUGAUAAGGUGACACAGAUACGCGUCAUGGCUCACUUUCAACCCCAAAAGAGCAUUUUUUGUGUAGUCUAUUGCUGUCAACAGUGUAGUAAACAAUAAGAAGAUAUAUAUGAAACAGGCUUUGACUUCUUUUGUUACCACCAGUGUUGUUAAUAAAAAGAAAGUACAGUGAGUUGUACAUACGAGACAUAAAAAGGUAGAGUCUGCCAAUAAGCAAACGCUGUCCUGUAAUGGUCUGAAAUAAUUCUCCAGAUUCAAGGCAUCCUUGUUUUUUUUUUCUUUUGCAUGAGGAUACUGAUGAAAACACUUCUCUGACGUCUCGAUUUCACACAGGGUCUUUUAAGUUGUUCCUGCUUGGUGUCUAAUGAGCAGAGUUUGUCACGUAACUGUUGGGGGAACUGUUUUAUGUAAGGCCAAGCAGUGGGGGACAGCUGGGAUUAUUGCAGCAGCAGCAGCUUCUUGGACAGAUGGCUGCCUUGUCUCCUCCGUUCUCCUCCCAGCUCUCUUCUCCACACCCACGAAGAAAAGAAACUGUACUUUUUUCUCUGUGUUAGCAUGGCUGCCUCCCUGCCUGUCUUUAUCUUUCUUUUAGUAUCUUUGAACUCACAUGGAGAAACACACACUUCCUACUACAGCCGUACAUCACGCACAGACAGGAUUGCACAUACUCUCGCGUUUGCACAUGCGUACACUUUCUAUUGGACUUCCCUGCCAGCAGCUCUCCCCUCUUAUCAGCUUUUCAGUUUUAUAGAGGAAAAUAAAGAUGUAACCCCCUUUAUUUUCUUCUGCAGGUGAUCCAUCUGUGGUUUGAGGACUUUGCUUUGGAGGAAACCCAGCUCUGCACAGGAGACUUGAUCACACUGAGAGACUCCCUUGGCACCAUUGGUUGGUUCAAGGUUUAUUUGAUUUCUUAAGAUCAAUAAAUAUAAAUACUUAGAUCUAUUUAGAUUCGAUACAUCACUCUUUCAGUUUGCAGUGGCAGCUUUGAUGCCCUGUCCAAAUCAGUCCAUCCAUCCAUGGACAGACACGGCUAGAGUGCCAGACAGCUCUGCUGGUCCACUGCACACUGCUCUACUUACAGAAACACACUCUUAUCCACUAGUUCCCAAACCAGACCACAGAGUUUAAAGUGGUGCACUUGGUUCCCAGUUUUCUUGAUCUCUAUUUGUUGUUGUCUCUUAAUUAUUUACAGGCAAUUAAACCCUUGGGCUAGCCAGACUAGGCCACACAUUGACAAAGGGGGUCACAUUUGUAAGACCAGAGAAAAUGUAACAAAACUUAAAUGUAAGACACAGCCCUGGGCCAGAAUACACUAAAUGAUUCACUGGGACAUAUAAAUGCAAUUUUAAAAAACUUAAAAUAUAUUGAAGAGUGAAAAAGUCAUUUUCACUAAUGCUUUAACAGUACACAGACAUAAAAGUAUUAUGGGAACACAUAUUAUCACAAAUACAUGCUGAGUAUUUUAUUAUACUGUAAUCUUCAUCAAAAGGAGAAUGAUUGAUUUGUUUGUCCUUGCAUCACUUCACAGGGUUGGUUUGUUUGAUUCAGUGGUCACUCUGUACUUCUUUGUGCUCUGUUGAAUGUGUUUGUGAUUAUUUUGCAUUUCUUUGUGGUUGUUUCAGGUCUUUUGUAAUUUUUUGCACGACUGGUUGGUCUACAUCUCUCUGUGAUCUUUCAUUCUGCAUACUCUGUUGUUUUGUAGCUCUUUGUGUUCAUUUUUUUCGCUACAUUUUUUAUUUCUUUGUGUGAUAUUUGAUUUGAUUUGUUAACUCUGUGCAUUCUUACAAUGAUGUAAUUUUUACAGUCUCUAAAUGAACCCUAAAAUAUAUAUAUUGUUUUACCUGCAGGUAAAUACUGUGGCUACACUAAACCAAAGCCAGUGGUGUCACUUACAAACCACCUGACAGUGUACUUUGAUGCCAAUGACAGAAUAACAGACCAAGGAUUCAAGGCUCAUUACAGAGCUGUGGCUCCAACCCUCGCACCAGGUAAAAAAAAAAAAAACAAAGAUGAGUGGAAAUCCAUUUCAGAAAGAAAAUUGCCUCGACUCUGGUGUAAUGCUGGAUGUGUGUCUUACAUUGACCUAGAAAGUAAAUGCUAUAGUAAUGGGUACAGGUUGAAGAGAGGGAUAGGUGAAGGGAAAUGAAUAUGGGGUGUGAGGGUAGGGUUGGUUUAUUGUGGGCAUAGGUGAGGUGUAUGUGAAACUCAAGUGCCCUUCAUCCCUCCUCACAGAAAUAGCCGGAGCCGGUGGCUUUCUCCAAGGUGACCAGGGAGAUCUGAUGACCCCUGGGCAGAACUAUGAAAAUGGAGCACUGUACCAGGUAUCCUCACACACAGGAGUUGCACACUGAACAAGCUGUUUGCAGCUAUUUUAAUACACAGUUCCUGUAAUCUUUAACUUAAGCUUUGAUUUUUGUUCCUUUAAUGAAAGUGCUCUAGUUAAACCACUGUAUGCUACCUACCAGCACCAAGGCUAAGAAAUUAUCAAUCUAUUACAAAUUAGCCAAAAGGAAAUUACCCUCUUGGCGUAAAUAAUGGUGAGGGAAUCAGUCUUACUCUCUCCUCUACUAAAAAUACAGCUACACAGAAUUAUGGUUUAGCUCAGGAAGAAGACUAAGUGCCACAUAUUAAGAGACAAAAGUUCUCACUGCACAGGUCACAGGAUCACUUCCCAGUUCUGGUGAUCUUCCUUCUCUUUCCAUCUAACCUUUCCUGUCACUCUCAAGCUGUCCUAACAAAUAUAGGCAACAGACCCAGCCAUAAUCUUUGAAAAAGAACUUAACUUACUUAUAUCUUUACAAAAUAAUAUUUUGAUCAUAUUAAUAACUUUAUUUUAUCAUAAUACAAACAAUGACGUGUGGAUAAAACUGGUUUGACAGGUGUUUCUUUAAUACGUUUAAGAGCAAUUACCUGUGAAAGCUCAAAGCCAACAUCACUGGUUGUUGCAACUAAAUAAAAGCCAAUAUUUACAAUUAUGCAGCUAAAGUAGGCAAGCUUGAUUUGUUCUCUCAUCCAGUCAUUAUUGCAUCGAAACAAAGUUGUGAUAGCGGCUGUAUAUUUAAGUUGUUUUACUCUGAUGCCACUUUGUACACUGAGCCAAGCCAAAACCCUCAAUGUUCCAGCUUUACGCCUGAAAAAAUGCAGCUGAAAUUGCCUUUCGGAAGAGGCUAAGAAAAUCACUACCUUUUAAAAUCUUCGAAUUUCUGCAGAUAAAAGUUUAUUUCCUGCUCCAAAGUUAUGUGUAAAAAUGACACAGCACUUUUUGAAAAUGAGCCCAUCAGUUUCAGUGCGGUCACGUGUGCAAUGCUCAGCUCGAAAUGUUAUUACUUUGUUUAUAUUCAAUCUGGGCCUUAUUAAGGGUGCGGCAAGAAGCAGUGUAGUUACAAGCUGCUGUCUCCUAUGGCACAUAUGUUUGCUAAUUAAAUCUGAUAUUGAUGACUCAAGAGGGUCCCUUUUAAAUACAGAAAUGCCUGAGUUACAGAGCCGUUAGAUUUUAUAUUCAUGAAGACUUAAAGUUAUUGCACAUAAGCCUCAAUCAAAUAGUAAAAGAACAUGUUCUGACUACCAACUCAUACCUUAUGAUGUGGUUUUUGCACAGUAUGUCUUUGUAUGGAUGAGCACAUCAUCCAAAACAAGCCUACAAACUUCAUAUCAGAGCCCUUUUAGCUUUUAGCCACAUGAACUUUAUUUAUAGUCAGGGUUGUGAUUAAUGCAUCUAAUUAAAUCAAAGUCAGUUCUGAUGUUGAGGUUUGGAUGCUGGGUUAUGAUGUGGAGUCAAAUGUUGUUAUUUGCCUGUCAUAGUGAUUUCAUCCAGCUGAUUUGUUUGCAGACCACCACCUGUCUAAACAGGAGCAGAAUCACAGAUAAAAUGAGAAAAAUAUGUCAAAAUGCAGCUGUGACAUGACAUUAAGAAGUAGUGAUGCAGAGAGCAGUUUGCUGCAUCAGUGUUUUUUUUUCUUAAAUGUGUUUUUUUUUCCUCCUAUGCUGGAUUAGUGGAGGAUCAUGGUCCCUGAGGGGGAGAGAGUUCGCCUGACGUUUACCUCCUUUGACCUGGUCCCUGAGGUCUGUGGGGAUUUUGUUCAGGUCUACAAUGGUGACAAGGCUGGGUCUCCUUCACUAGGUAACCAUGACAUGAACCAUGACCAUGAAUUCACAUUGAGAAAAACUAAGAGGUGAUUUGUGUGUUUAAGGCAAAUGACAAUUUUCACACAUCAUCAAAGUUUACAUUGAAGCAGGAUCAGUGAUUGUAGAGAAAAAGGACAAGCUACAAUUUCAGAAUAAACUGUGAGCUUUGUUCACUGUUAUCAAUGUCAAGUGUGUGAGUCCAUGAAUAAUACAUGAGCUCAAUUAAAAGUUUGUCAAGUUGUGAAGAGAGCAGAUUCUGCUGGCUAUUUGAACUUGAUGAGAUUCGGUCAAUCUGCGCACUGUGCGAAGAGUGAUUGUUUAGCACUGAGCCUAUUGCCAAACAUAUUAUCUGAAAUCUCAGAGCUGUUGUGUUCAUUAAUUUUUCAUGCCUCUGUAAUUACUAAUCAAUUUAUAUCACUGACUGUAACUCACUAAAGGAAAGUUCUGUGGCGGGAUGAUGCCAAAGCCAGUGGAGUCCACCAGCAACACUAUGGUGGUCCGCUUCAAGUCAGACAACACUAGGACCUCAACAGGAUUCAAGGCCAAGUUCACAAAGUCCAGCCUUCCACCUGUUGUUAUUCCAACUACCACAGCAAAACCCACGACAGCAAAACCCACAACGGUCAAACCUACAACAACUGUAAAACCCAAUUCCACAACAGAGCCCGUCCCUGAAACCACGCCAACUGGUGGUAAGAGUUCUUUCCAACUUCACUUCUAUCUAUGUCAUUGAAUUUUCCUUCAAGAUAUAAAAAUAGUUUGAAAAGGCUCAUAUUCAUCUUUAAAUAUCUGCCAGGAGGGUCAACGUUUUCAUCGAUUACAUGAUCACAAUUUAGGCUUGGCUGUCUUGAUGCUUCUUGAGUCUGUUCACAAACAAGCAAACAACAGUAAGUAAAUACAAUUCAUGGGGAUACAUGAAUUUAGAUUACAUGAAGAAACAGAGCAGCUAUCUUGAGCAUAAAUAUAGAAAUAAAACAUCCAAUAUACUGCAUUAGUAUGCCUCACUGCCAGUUAAAAGCAUCAACACUAAAUAUUAGCUUCUCAAACCCUCAUUUUUUUUUGGCUGACUUUAUAUUAUUAUUCUGCGUUCCAGUUACCUCAGAAGUCAGAUGUCAGAGCUGGGAAUGACGUUACACCCAAGUUGACAACAUUCAAGUAAACAAGUCGGAAAAUCACGAUGAACGCCUACUGUUAGCCGUUGUUAGCUGUCUUUAGCCGUUGGUGGUUGCUGAUAGCUAUACCAGUUGUAGGAUCGUCCAAAUUUCCGAGUCAGGGAUCCAACCUAAGUGGUGCUUUCCGGAGGAAUUUCCGACUCUGAGCUCUGAGAUCCCAGCUUCCGAGUACAACUAUAACGCAGCAUUAAUCAGUUAACAAACUGUUUUCACUUAUCUCUUGAAAGCUAAAGCUGAUGCACAAUAAGGCCAUUAUUCAUGUAAUUAUGUAGUCUACUAGAGUGAGAGGUUUUCAACCUUUACACAACUGUGAUACCUCCUUGUACAGUUUUCCCCACACAAACCAAACACUUCCCUAAUGAGCUAGAAAGAAUAAACCAAGUUGCUCUGUGUGUGGGAGGGGGAGAUUCCCCUUGAGGUUUAUUUAUUCAUCACUGUGUUAAAGCUAUUGGCCGACAGACCAGUUCUCUCCAGUGGCCAAUUAAGGUACUACAUAAUGAGCCUGUUCAUGGCAUACAUUUGUGUAUGCUAUGUGUUCCUGAUCCAGUUUUCCUUCAAUUAACAUAAUCAAGUGUGAAAAUGAUAAAUUAGUGUUUACACUACUUUCUCUACUGUUGGACAGGGACUGGGGAUACAGUGAUCAUUCAGGGCCGUAAAGGUGUGAUCCAGUCCUCGGGUUACCCAAACUCAUAUCCUGCUCAUCUGAAGAGCUCCUGGAAGAUUUCUGUGGCUAAAGGGUUCCUGAUUAAACUGCAGAUCACAGACAUGGCCAUCACAGGAGAGACUGGACAGUGUAAAGAGGACAAACUGAUCAUCUCAGAUCGCUACAGCACACUGGGUGAGCUGAAGUUAAAUAACUUAUCCUUCAUACUGACUGCUUUAUUUAUUAUUUUGACUUUGGUCUUAAAUUCUGCAAGUUGGGACAAUGUACAAAUGUGCGCCUUGUCAUUCUUUAUCAGCUGAUUCUGCUUUUUCAGACAUGUCUUUUUUGUGGAGCCUGGAAAAGCAUCCAUUCUUGGGUUGUAUGGUAGGGGUGGGAAUCACUAGCGGCCCCACGAUACGAUAUUAUCGCAAUAUUUGGGCCACGUAUGAUAUUAUUGCAAUUUUUUAACAUUUUGCAAUACAGUGAGCAUUGCAAUACAGUAUAUUACAAUUCAUACAUUUUUUUUAAACUGUUUAGCUAAUUUAGCAUUUGGCUUUCUUUUAUGUUUGUCUUAUUUACACAGUAUUUUAUUUUCAUGUAGCACUUCUUGCAAACCUUAUAUAUAUUUUUGUUGUACUAACUUUCUCUAUGAUGUCCCCUCUGCCAACCUCCUUCGACAAACGGUUGAUUUAAUUUUUCCAUUAUCAUAGAUUCGACUUCAUAUUAGCAAUUAAUUUGAAAAAUCGAUACUUGGUAAAUGAGACAAUACGAUAUAUCACCGAUAUAUCACCAAUAUAUCACAAUACUGUGCUGUAUCAAUUUUUUCUCCCACCCCUAGUGUAUAUGACAAAACAGAAAAAUAUUCAAAUUUAAGUGGCCAACAAACAAGAAAAACACAGCAAACCAGCGAGCAUUUGAUAUCCAUAUGCUUAGAUUACAACCGGUCAAUAAAAUGUGGACUGUGACUUUGUUUUUGGACUCAUAGCUCCUGGAGUAUAAUGUUCUUACAGCUCAGUAUCUUUCCCCUGCUGUAAAACAUUCGAUUAGGAUCUUCUUUGCAGAGGCCCAGCAAACUAUAAAUUACCUCUCCUUAUUAUUCACUUCAGUGGCUGCAGUGAGGCUGAUACAGCUUUAUCUGUUGCUGAGUUCUCAAGGACUACGGCCCUGAGGUACAAACAUACACACGCAGAGAAAAGAAGAGUGCGUGUGGAUGGUAAAAUCUGUUAUUUCAGGGGAAUGUGAAAAAUUAGAAACAGACCUGAGCAGCUGAGGGGGUUUGAUUUUUAAGAACGAUGAGGGCGGAAAAGCCUCAACAUGCUCAUUGGACAGUUAACUUGUAAAAAAAAGAGAAUAGUCUUUAAGAAGAAAAAAAAUAUUGAUAACAAUUGAUGACAUUCUCAGAAUACAGUUAAACCACAAUAACAGGUCCAUGGUACAGACAGUGAUUCGCAUUAUACCUUUUGAAUCCUUUGUAUCUGACCACAGAACUUGGCUCUGGGUCUUUGGUUUUAUCCUCUUAGACGCCUCUUGUUAUCUUUUGAGCUGUUACGGAAGUUGUAAACUUCCCUUUUGAUUAGGUGGAUUUUGCCCCUGUAUCACGUAGGAUGAUGCAGCGUUUGAACAUCCAUUUGUCGCCUUUUCUCCUCUCUCAUUUCUUGACUCUGGGAAACCAAAAUGUGUCAACCCUGCCAUUUUUGCUGAGGCAGGUACUAGCAGAGCACAGAGGAUGAUGGGCAUGCAUGGGAUAAUGGUCCCUUGUAGUCUGCACUCAUCUCCACUCCAACACUAUGUGGCUGGAACAAAACUUCACUUCUGCCCAGUGGACACAUCAUUUGAAUACCAUGAGACAUCUGCUCCUCUUUGAACACCUUUUUGAGCUAUCUUUGACUAAAAUCAAGCCAUACUAAGCCAUACUAUGUGUCUGCAAGCUUACCAGCUCCUGCUAUCCUUAGUGUUGGAGCAUCAUUGAAAAAAACACUGUUAAUGCUUUCAGUGAUAUGGUAUUGGGUGGCUGAUGAAGUCUUGCUGUCAGGCAGCAAAGUCACCUCCAUUUGCCAGAGUUGUCAGCAUCCCCAUCCAUCAAACACCGACACAGUCUGCCUCACACAAACACACAACAACUUACACCGCACAUAGCUUACAUCAUUCUGUGCUCCUACCUGGUUAUGCUGCCUUAUUUUGACCAAUCAUGUGGUUUCUCUUUUUCUAUUGACCUCCAUCUAUUCCCUCUUUCCCUUUUCCCUCUCUCUCUCUCUCUCCUCCUCAGGCACACACUGUGGCUACAUCCUCCCCCCUGUGGUGGUCAGCGCCACUGACACAUUAUCUGUCACCUUCCAGUCCGACAGUCGCCUCACAGACAGAGGUUUCUCCGCCAAGUGGGAGGCUGUGUAUCCAGAGGAUAUCACAGGUACCAAGGACACAAACACACAUGCACCCAAUGCACGGGUGAGCACACUGCACACACGCACACACAGGAACACAUCCACACCUGAGACACAGACACACACGGCUCACACAGCUGAAGCAGCUCAACACCUCAUUAGGAUAAACCAUAAACUUCUCGCUCCUCUCCCACAUAUUUUAACGCAGUGAACACAUUGCAUAAGCAGUGUGAACUCUGUUGAAGCACAGGGCAGAGUACAGUGAGAAGCAUAAAAAGGUGAGAUAAAACUCCUCUAUCUUUUUCUUUAUAACUCUUAUCAGGCGUGGAGAGAAAAGAAGAACCCCCCUGCAGUUCAGGCUAAAGUGUUCUGCUUGAGAUCAUGCUUUCUCUGAAAUCAAAAUACAAACUGUUUCGCAAGCAAUUCCAGAAACUCCAGGAUGAAACUGUCAAACGAUAUGACUGCAUUUCAUGUUAUUAUAAAGUGUGUCUUUUACAGAAUGAAUAAUCUUUUCUUGCUAGCUAUGACACUAAGUUUAUUAUUUCACCUGCAAAUCCAGGGAAUCUUAACAAUUUAAAAAAUACAGUACAUUUGAAUGUUACUCAGUUAACACCAUAGACUGUAUAUACUAUGGACAACUUGGUUCCGCCUUCCGCCAGUAUACGGAUUUGAAGUCGAAAAGCUCUUGGUAAAAUUUUUCCUUUUCCUUAAACCAACAUUGUGCAGUAGCAUUGUACGCAUUCGGCAGGAGAGUCGCUGAGAGUCGCUGUGAUGACACUCGGCUCAAACAGCGAAUUCCCCGAGUGAGCUAUGCAAUCUUCGUACGCCAAUAGGCUGUAUCAAGUGUCAGUCAUAGAAAACAUGAACCCCCUAAUAACUUUUAAAAACUGUACAGGAAAAAGAGGACUUGAGCACAAACCAGUCUUACAAUAACUACAUGUCAACACCGCAACCAGGGGGGAGAAAAAUGUAUGUUCAGAGUAAUAAUUUUCAAAAGUUUGUCCACAGCCCCAUAGGGAUUGCUGGAAGAGGUGGGAUUAAUGACCUAUACUGCAGCCCGUCACCAGGGUGUGCUGUUCUCGGAGUGGCUUCACCCGGCAAGGAAGCAGACGCUGUCCAUUCUAUAUACAGUCUAGGGUUACACAUUAUCAUGUUAUGCUUGAUUUUAAUAGUUUAUUCUCUCCGUUGUUGUCAUGCUCAUGUACAAACUUGCUUCCAUGUUACAUCAGUUUCAGCUAUUUAAUGUCCCUCGUCCUGUUUCAGAGGUCCAGGGCUGCGGCUUUUCUUCCAAAGAGGAAACAGGAGUUAUAAAGUCUCUCAACUGGCCAAUGAACUACAAGGCUAACACCGAGUGCAUGUGGAACAUCGCUGGGCCUGUCGGGAAAAAAAUCACACUUAAGUUCACCCACUUUGAUCUGGAGGCCAAAGACUUCCUGACAUCUAAAUGUUUCGAUAAUAUUGUGGUGUAUGACAUCGAUGGUGAGACCAAUGAGCAGAUUCAAAAGCAUGGUAGGUGUGUUUUUGGAGCCAAAUCAAAACCAUCUACUUAUUACUGACCUCAUUUGAAUCCUUAUUCUUUGAUCUUUUAUCUGUGCAAUUACAGCCUCUUCAUCACAUUAUUUCAUGUAUAAAAAUUGUUCUUCGGUUGCAUUCUAGGCCCUUUCUGUGGGACUAAGCUGCCCUCUACCAUCCAGACAAAAGGCAACAGGCUGGUGAUUCGUUUCCACACUGACCUGUUCACUGAGGCCAAAGGCUUCAGGGCUUACUGGACAACAGACACAAGCCUGCCUGCUCCUACAGAGCCCCCUACUCAGCCAAACCCCUGGGAUGACGUCCCAAUAGGUGAAGCAUAAAUUGAACCUGCCUGUGGUGUCACAAAGACAAUGAAAGCUAGAAAAAGCUGUAAUUCUUGUUAGACACCUUUUGCACUAUAUCCAACAAUCUAACAAACCAAUGAGCCCACAGCAUAUACACACUGUACACAGCUUUUUAACUUUCAAUGCUCUCUUCUUUAUGUUUUAAGUUACUAAUAUUCACACGUAGCAGGUAGCACUUCUCAGUGCAAAACCUCCAAUAAGCUGGCUGAACUGAGCAUCUGAGUCCUGCCUCAGUGUUGAUCUAUUCAUGCUUACUCCCAUCAUUACAGCUCCUCCACACCCCUCUUCCUUGUCUGCACCCAGAUGUGCUGUAAAACAAGGUGAUAUGGUGUGUUAGCAAUUGUGCUGAAAACACAUCGAAAAGUGGCCAAGUGCUACACUUUUCUUCCUGGCUGGCUGUCACCCGAUCCUCAUUCUUCAGCGGUCGAUGAGCCCCAGGUGGCCCAAGCUCCUGCCAAGCCAAUUGCUGAAAUAGAGUUUUAUAGAUGGACCCUCUGCCUCUGGGUAAUUUUCCACCAGGGCUGUGACUAGACUGUACGCUGGACGAAGAAGAGGAGAGGAGUGAUAGAAGGAUAAAUCUACUAGCAUAAUUUAUUGUCAGCUUCUUGGAUGAUCAGUAGAAAGUCAUGGGUACAAAUGUUGGGAUGUCAAGAAGUCUGGCCUGAAAAUUGGGAUUUUUGUUCGCAGUUGGAGCGAAUAGGUUUGCAUGAGGAUACAAUAAAAACAAGGGGAUUAGUAAAAGCCAAAAACAUGGGGUUAUUGUCCACAGCCAGCAGUGUCCACCUUGUAUUAUUGGGACAUUAUUUUAAAAAAUACAAAUGAGAGCAUCAGAGCCUUUGAUUUAAAGCCAAAGACACAGGCUUAUCUGUUUGCUGCAGAUAUGUUCUGUAUAUCCAGGCUUUGUUUAAACACACACACACAAACCAAAAAAACAAAUCCGCACAUGCACAGACUGCCAAAAACAGGGUAGAUUACAAUGGUUUCUUUUUUUCUGCUAGAUUGGCCCAGUACAUGUGGGAAACCAGCAAUUCCCCCCUCUGUUAUGUCUCGCAUUGUUAAUGGAGAGCCAGCCAAGCCGCACUCCUGGCCCUGGCAAGUGUCCAUGCAGGUGAGAGACUCGGCUGGGAAAUAUAGAGCAUUCACACAACUCAUAGCACAACAUCUCAUCAGUUUCAAAAGUAUUCGUUAAAACCGGUAUGAUCUGUUCAUAACACAGUAAUGAGAGGUGUACACCAUUAGUUGUUUGUAUAUCUCAUAUAAACUGAUUAACUGUCUACAUUAGGUACACUUCGAGAAUUCACAGCCUGUACAGCGUGUAUGUCUAUAUCUAUGUCAAUAUUCAUGCAAGUACCUCUAGUAAGUUUUUGUCGUUUUUGUUGGUUUCUUUUCAGGUUUGGCCGGACAGUCGGCCAGAGCCUGAAUUCUUCCACACAUGUGGUGGCACUCUAAUCCACAAGAACUGGGUGCUUACAGCAGCCCACUGCUUUAUUAGGUAAAAAUCUGUUUUAUUAAAAUCUAUACACAACAGAACAAAAGCAUAGAAGUUAUCAAGUUAAAGCGGACAAAAAUAAUCACUUUCUAUGACGCUAAAUCAAGCCAUCCUGAAUCCAAACACCAUUAAAUUCCCAAAAGUUUUUACUUAACUUUCUAGAAGCCUUCUUGUGUAAUCUCAGAGGGCAGUUAUUGGUGUCUUUUACCUCAGGCUUGUUACAAUGCAUGAGCAAUACCUUGUUAGAGAUGGCUCAACGCCUUGGCUAAUGGUCUACAGUCUCCCAAGGAAAGAGAUGCUGGUGCACUAUGUAGCCUGUGUGCUAUAUAGUAUUCUGUGCUGCGCCAAGAUGUGGGAACACGUAGCUGCUUAAAUGCUGUGCAUGCAUGGUACAAUUUUUCCCUUUUCUGUAAUAGCAGAAACCCCACAGUAGAAAGAGAUUUUGCUGGAUAGUCCUAUCAGUUAAUGUAUAUAGGGCUUUGGCAGGGAUAUUUAUGCCUAUGUGGGACUGUUAUUAACUCAGCUGCUGAUUUAUCUCCCCAGAUAUGCUGAUGAGCUGCAGCGUUGGCGCAUGUGUCUGGGAAAACACAACCUGACCUACACAGAGCCUAGUGAGCAAUGCUUUGGUGUUACUGGUAUCUAUCGCCAUGAAGGCUUCAAGUAUCCCACAGUGCCCACGGUUGAGUUUGACAUUGCCCUGGUCAGACUGGACGGAGAGGUGAUACCGAGUGAUCAGGUCUCCUAUGCCUGCCUUCCCUCAGAAGAAGAGGUCCUACCAGGGGGCAAGAAGUGCUACGCCACCGGCUGGGGAGAUGAGACUGGUACAAGACAUGCAGUUCAUAGACUUAAUAGUUUGUCAUUCAAGUGUAGUCACAUAUUUUUACCGAUUGUCUGAGUCACUGAUACAGCACAGAACACUUGACUCUGAUGGAUCAUAGUUGCAUAGUUCAUGUGCCCUCUGCUGGUCUAGAUGUGCAAAUGCAUCCUGAGUCUAUGCUUCUCAGUGGGCAGUCUAACAUUUUCAUGAUAACUAGAGAUCAUUUGUUUUAUUUCCAGGUGAUUCAAUGAAUGCAAAAGUAGCAGAAGCCCUUAACCAGGUCGCUUUGCCUGUUGUGCCGUUUGACACCUGCAAGAGAAUGGACUGGUGGUGGUUCCAGGUCAAGACCUCUAUGAUCUGCUGUGGUUACACGCUGCCUGAUGAGCUCAAGUCUGUCUGUCAGGUAAGAAAAGCAAAAAAACAAAGACAUCCUCAAAAGUGCAGAGGUAGCACAGCAGCAGUUUUAUACCUAAACUAUCCUCACCAUAAGGAUUUUGCCUUUGUAGCUUCGCAGUGAUGGUAUUUAAUAACAUGCCUGAAAUCAUUUUUGUUGACACUCUGGACCUCAACAGGGAGAUUCAGGUGGUCCUCUGGUGUGCCAGGAUACUCUUGGUGGUCCUUGGGAAGUUCAUGGUAUUACCAGCUUUGGCCCCAUUGGAUGCAUAAUGAAUAAGAAGCCCUCAGUGUUCACCCGCUCCUCUGCCUACAUCCCCUGGAUCCAAAAUGUCAUCCGCAGGGACAUCUACAAUCAGCACAGUAUGAAUCCAGCUGCUCUUUGUUGACCUUUUUUAUCCAAAAGCUAAAUACGGCAAUGAGGCAGGUUUCUGACUGUUUUUAACCCUCUGUCCUGUCUUUAUAGCAUCUGGCUGUGGAGGGCCAAAAGACCUGAAUGGUACAGAAGGCACAGUGUCCUCCAUGGGUUUCCCAGGCAGCUAUAGCAACAAAGCCAGCUGUCAGUGGAACAUUCAGGUGCCCGACGGCAAACUAGUCCACCUCCGUUUCCACAAUUUCUCCCUGGAGGAGAGCCAGAUGUGCCUCAAUGACAAAGUUGUUCUCAGAGACAGUCUGGGAAGUCUAGGUUUGUAAACGUCUGCUUUCUUUUUCCCUAUGGCAGAAAAUUUAAUUGCAAAGUCAUCUAUUGGUGUUAUUACUCUGCUUUAUGCUGAGUAUGUAUGAGUACCAUGUAUGUGUCAAAACACAUACAGCCAUUACUGCAGUAUGUGUGAAUAACAUGUCACAGUUAAGUCCUACUUAUAUAACUUAAAUGCAACUGCUUGUUAAAAUCUAGAGUUGUUUUUUGUUGUUGUUUUUUUUACCUGGCUUGCAUUUGAACUAAUUUCACAAUUUCUUCAUCUUUAUGUAAUCCAAUCAGCGAAACAAAACAAGAGAUACUUGAAAUUAAAACAUAAAAGGUAUAUCAAGAAAAAAUUCUGUACAGUUUAUCAAAAACACAGGAUAAAAAUAGCAAUAAAAAGAUCAGAGCUGUGAGCAGUAAUUCAGAAAAAAAAACCCUAAUACCAGUUUCUAUACUCUGACAUGUAGGGCUGAGAUAUGGUUUUCUCCCCAUUUUAUUCUUCUACGAUUUCUUGGAUGCCGAUUCAAUUUAAAUUGCGAUUCUACGAUAUUGUCAAUUUUCUCAAUUUGUAGUCCGCAUUUUUAACACCAGUGAAACAGUUAAAUGAUUAUGAUUGUCCACUGACUAUUCCAGGAACCAUAUUUCCCCCCAAAAUACACAUAACAUGCAAGUCAGUUCUUAAGAUUUUUUUCUCCCACCCCUACUGACAUGAUGCUUUAGCUAAAGCUACUUUAGGCUUUGCUGUAGUACAGAAGUGCUUGAAGCUUCAUGGUACCAUCAACAUAAUUUAAAACUGUAGCACGAUCAUGCACAGCAGCCAAGGUGUUGUUAUCAUAGUUACCUUAUAUAUCUUGGGCUCAGUGAAGAAACCCAUCAUACCGAUAUUUAUGCCCUACUGAUAAACUACAUAAUCUACUACAUAGACAUUAAUGAUCAGCAUAACCCAUAGCAUUCAUCAGACCCAGAAAACGCCAAUACUUCCUACUCAGCCAUUAAUCCCCUAACAUUCCAUUCAACCUCAAACAAGAAGAUAUUCUUAAGCCAAACCUACUUAUAAGCCAAACCCUAUGAUUGCAAUGUGUUAAAAUCAUGGUACAACAGUAUUUUAUUCAGGACUGUAGAUGUCUAUAUUAAAUCUUAUGGGAAUUAACCAAUUAGUCAAUGCACAAGAGUCCAGUCGGUGGUAAUCAGGAGUCAGCUGACCCUCCUCCAUUAUCAUGUCUCUUUCAGGCCAACACUGCAGCCAUGUCCUGCCUAAAGACCUGGUGAGCAAUGGGAACAGCCUUCACAUCAGCUUCUCUUCCAAUGAUAGGGUGGUGGACACAGGCUUCACUGCAAGCUGGAAGGCAGUAGAUCCCUUGGAGGGUGAGACAAUGUCACUGACAAUAAACUAAGGUUAUAGCCUUCAGGCAAAGCAAGUGUAAAUAUUUUUUUUCCUUUUUCAUUUACUCUUUCUCUCUCAUAUCUACACUCACAGCUCCGUGUGGAGGAAGUUUCAGCAGUAGUCAGGGUGAAAUCGUCUCUCCAAACUGGCCCAAGGACUAUCAAUCUGAUUCAGUGUGCACAUGGCGUAUCGCUGUUCCUUCAGCCAAAACUGUCCAAGUAACCUUCACUCACUUUGAGCUGCAGGCUGUAAACAUGUUAGGGAACUGUGUGGAUUACGUAGAGAUUUUCAACGGACAAACCAUGACAUCAUUAGGUUGGUUUUUGGAUUAAAACAAAUUUUGUUUCUGUUUUCAGAAUUUUCCCCUCUAAACUCUCUUUCCUGCUUGUUCCUGUAGGUCGAUUCUGCGGCUUUGCCCCUCCAACCCCCAUCAGUGUGUCUGGCAACUCAGUGGUCAUCCGAUUUCUCAGUAAUGGAAACAAUCAACAGGCAGGAUUUCGUGGUUACUGGACCAAUGAUGCUGAUGUUAUCCCAACAUUACCUCCCCCUUCUCCAAAUCCAUGGGACAAUAUCACUAUCAGUGAGUGCAGGCUCAUUUUAACUUCUUAGCAGAGGUCUGAUUUUCAAAACUUAACAUGAAUUAACUUUUCUGAGGUGAAAUAAUCUUUAGGGGAUAUGUGAUUUAUUGCACAUUUUUCUCUUUCCAGACUGGCCUGUAAAUUGCGGAAACCCAGAAGUGAAACCCAACACACGUGCCACAAGGGUGGUUAAUGGGGAAGAAGCCACUCCCCAUUCCUGGCCCUGGCAAGUCUCCAUGCAGGUCAGCUCCUCUUUUUCUAUGCACCACAUUCACAAUAACAAGUGCUUUAACUAAAAAAGAUAAAACAAAUUGCACCUUUCUUCCCCAGGCUUCACCAAUGUCCCCAAUACCUUACAUGCAUGGAUGUGGAGGUUCUUUGAUUCAUGAGGAAUGGAUCUUAACUGCUGCUCACUGUUUCAUGUUGUAAGUUACAGUUAAAGUAUGAAUCAUUUUGAAAAGUCACCGUCCUCUUGGCUGUAAUAUUUUUGUUGCAACAAUCAAAUGAUGAAGUGAAAGCACAGGGAAAACCAUUACAUAUAUUCGAGCUCUUCUUGACUGUUCAGUGAUUUCUAUUUAGUGUUGGCUCAUUGUUAACAGUUCACCAGCACAGUGUCGUGUGUACACUUUUAAGCUAAAUUAGAUCUCGUAACUGACUGUUAACUACCCAUUAUAUCACCCAGCUGACAAAUUUGGCUGCUACCACUUACUCAUCUAUGCUAAAUCUGAGCAAAGAGACAAAAAGAAGCAGAGGCAAAUGCAAAAUAUAAAACCCAUCCUUGUCGCACUGCAGAAUAAAAGCCUGAAUACCUUCUCCAGAUUUCGUUCCCAGGGUGUUGACACACAUAAAAAAAAAGGUUUAAAAAGAGUGAAAAUCUUGAUUGUGGCCAAACAUGGCCUGAAGUUCAUGUUAUCAUUGAUGUGCUGUGCUGUUUGAUAUGUUAAUCUCCUGCCCUAACAUACAAAAAACAGGCAUUAAAACAAGACAGCUUUAAGAGACACUAAGUUCAUAAAUCUUGAUUCCCAGCAUGCAGCACAAGAACGUGAAUAUAAUAUUGGGUUCUAAUCUUUGCCUUUAAACUUCCUGUUUUCUAGCCCGCUGAACAAACCCUCCUACUGGCGAAUGUGUUUGGGAAAGCACCACAUGAAUUCCUCCAUGGACGUUCCCUCAGCAGAGGAAUGCUAUAAGGUGGAUGGAAUCAUCCGCCAUGAAGGGUUUGUCUAUGAGCAAGAUAAAACCGACAUCACCAAUGACAUAGCACUGGUGCAUUUGGCCGUGCCUGUCAAUAUGACGAGAGAGAUCAGCCCCAUCUGUCUGCCUAAAGCCGGGGCAGUGAUGCCUGCUGGGACACCCUGCUUCGUCACUGGGUGGGGAGAUGAGAAAGGUAGAGAAAAGCUAACUACAGUUGUUUAUAUAAGAGGUUUACAUUGAAAAUAUUCACAUGGUCGGCAUUUUCCCCUAGUUUUACACUCAGGGUUAAAAGCUAAAGUACUAGCAUUGUUAUAGCCAGGAUUAAGGUCUUACAGAAAGAAGAAAUCUGAACAUAUCUUUCCAUCAUUUCUUGAUUUAUUAACAACUACAACCACAACGAUAAAACUAAGGAGACAUCUUGAUGUGCAAAAAAUAAAAGUAAUCCGAAAGCCAUUUUGCUUGUUAGACACCUACAGCUAGCUAAAACUUCUUUACCUUAAGUUUGACAACAUUGUAUACAUUACAGGCCGGCCAGGUUUCAGAAAAUGACAAGGGUGAGACUUAAGCGCUAUGAUGUGUUCGGCCACUGAAAAAUUUGGCCUUUUUUAACGUUGAUUUAUACCUUAAGUCUGAUGUCCUCACCUCCAUGCCAGCUGCUCUCCCUGCGCUGUGGCCUCCUAACGCUAGUCUGCUAGUCUUAACCUACCGUCCAUCUUCAGGAGAGCGGGAGAACGUUAAGUGGGUUUUAAAUGUUGCUGCUGUUGUGUGUGAGAGAUAGUUAGGGAUGCCAAGACCCGACUUACGUUGCCUCUAAUUGGUUUAUAUUGCGUGGUGCUUUCCGUGGUUGGUUAGCACUGAUGGAUUGGUCUGGGAUUUGUUAUCUCUGUCAGUCAAUCAGAGUUACUCAAGCUACAGCAAGUCAAGGUUAUUAUCAUGAAAAAAAUAAAUACAGAGUAUUGAAUGGGGAACUAUAAGCAUGAGAAAUGUCAAGUGUGGCGUGUGCUAUGAGCAUGGGUCAAAUAGCGUGACUGUCGCACUCAAAGCGUGACACUUGGCAGCUCUGAUAUUAGAGUUUAACCAGCUGCUAGCAAACAUUUGUGAGCUAGGGAUUCAUUACUUUGGAUCUCUUUGCAUGAAGUGAUGUAGCUUUCUAACACUACUGGUGAAUUUGAGUCAAAAUGUGCAUUCUGUGUCUAUGGCCUACUACUUUGACAGAAAUCUUUAUUUUUUGGUUUCUAUUUUAGGUAACCUGUUCCCAAAAGUGUCUGAGAAACUCAACCAAGCAGCCCUCCCUGUUGUUGACUUUGAGACCUGCAGUAAACCUGCAUACUGGUGGGACACCCUCAGGCCCUCCAUGAUCUGUGCUGGCUAUGAGUCUCCAGAUGAGCUGAAGUCAGCCUGCCAGGUAAAAGGGACACAUUCAGAACAAACUGAUAAGGUGGAUAUAUUUGUGAUGAUAUUGGUUGGUUCCUCUCUAAGUGUUUUUCAGUCCUUGUUGUGCAAGUGUAAUUGCCUCUCUUGAUUGGGCUCUCUGUUGCGUAAUUCCCUCAAAACUUUUUUGUUCGUGAUCAGUCAGCCUUGAUUACAGAUGGUUGCCUGCAUUCUGCCAUAAUUGGACACAAGAACACAGGAGCUUUAUUUGUUGUCAGAAGGAGUGUCGGCACAAAGACACAUACAAAAUUUCUCUCCCUCAAAAACCACACUUAUUUAAAAAAAAAAAAAAAAAAGGUGACCUAUACAAAAUCCAUGCUGCAGAGAUGAUUUAUGGUGGCUGUCAAAAUCAAGUGAUUAAUAAUGCAUCUUCCUCCCUGUACAGUGAACCUUUGGUAAUAUCCUUCUCUUGCUUAUCACAGGGUGACUCAGGAGGACCUUUUGCCUGUGCAGCAGGAGGAUCUAAGACAAGCUGGGAGGUACACGGUAUUGUCAGCUUUGGACCACAGGGCUGCAUUAAAGACAAGAAACCUUCAGUGUUCACCCGUGUCUCGGCAUUUAAUGACUGGAUUGAAGACAACAUCAAGAAGUUUAUUCAUGAGAGCGUCAAGACUAACUAA
This is a messenger RNA of Xyrichtys novacula (pearly razorfish), 22166 nucleotides long. The record is from the annotation of a GenBank genome assembly. Lineage: Eukaryota; Metazoa; Chordata; Actinopteri; Labriformes; Labridae.